CUCAAAAUAACUGUCCAAAACAGAUUCUAAGAAAAACAUAUCUUGCAAAAUAAAAUGUCAACUACCACUAACCUCAUCUCCUGCAACUUCACUUCUCUUCCUCUACUCCACAAAAAAACUCCAAAGCUCAAAUCUUUUCUUAAAUCCCAAGUCAUUAACCAACCCAAUUCACUAACUUUUAAGUGCAAUUCCAACUUUUUCAAACCCAAUUUCUGUAAAACUUCAAUUUUGCCUUGUAGAAAAAGAAAUGGUUUUUUUGUAGUGUGUAAAAGUGUAGUAGAUUCUAAAGAUUCUGAUAAAGAUCCAGUCUUUAAUGAUAAAGAGAAAGAAGGGAGAGAUUGGACUACUUCUAUUUUGCUUUUUGUGCUUUGGGGUGCUCUUAUUUAUUAUGUUUUCAAUCUUGCCCCUAAUCAGACCCCUUCAACAGAUAUGUAUUUCUUGGAAAAGCUGCUUAAUUUGAAGGGGGAUGAUGGAUUUGAGAUGAAUCAGGUGAUGGUAUCUUUAUGGUACAUUAUGGGUUUAUGGCCUUUAAUGUACAGCAUGAUUCUACUUCCGACUGGCAGAAGCUCUAAUAGUAAAGUUCCAGUUUGGCCGUUCCUUUUACUCUCAUGCUUUGGCGGUGCAUAUGCUCUUCUUCCCUAUUUUGUUCUUUGGAAACCACCGCCACCGCCUGUUGAAGAAAGUGAGCUGGGAAAAUGGCCUCUUAAUUUUCUAGAUUCAAAGUUGACUGCCGGGAUAUCACUUGCUGCCGGACUAGGCCUAUUCAUCUAUGCAGGUUUAGCAAAUGGCGAUGUCUGGAAGGAGUUCUAUCAAUAUUUCAGAGGAAGCAAAUUUAUUCACGUCAUGACAAUUGAUUUCACCCUAUUAUCUGCAUUUGCUCCUUUCUGGGUUUACAAUGAUAUGACUGCCAGAAAAUGGUACGAUAAAGGAUCUUGGCUUCUACCUAUAUCAUUGGUGCCAGUCUUGGGUCCUGCACUAUACCUGGUUCUGAGACCUUCAUUAUCAGAUAUGCCGGUUUCAGUUGGGCCACCGUCGUCAGAAAAUGAGUAAUGCUGUAUAUAUAUAGAUCGUUUUUAUCAACUGACAAGAAAAAAAAGGAGCAAAUGUUGGCUACAGGAUUGACCAGGAUGGAAAAUAGUUGUUAGCAAUACGGGAUCAUUCAUCCUCGAAGUCGAUUCUACAUAUAAACAAGAGAAGGAUGCAGUAGACAUUAUAGUACUUUCAGUUCAAAUGAAUGCCGUAAAAUUUUGUAAAAUCCAUUGUAGAUUCAUAUUAUUCAGAAGCGAAAUAUAUUUUGAAGAUUUUGCUUGAACACAUACUGGGGAAUGUACUGCUGUUUUAACUUUUUUUUGUAAAUCAAAAUUUAUAUUGGACUUAAUGACCACUACUUUGUUUUGAUCAA
Molecule: messenger RNA, 1402 nt
Organism: Mercurialis annua (annual mercury)
Lineage: Eukaryota; Viridiplantae; Streptophyta; Magnoliopsida; Malpighiales; Euphorbiaceae
Exons: 6
Coding region: 55-1050 (331 amino acids)
Source: RefSeq, a predicted model, not a curated record